Messenger RNA from Microtus oregoni (creeping vole), 5084 nucleotides. It is a transcript of the gene Dach1, whose product is annotated as dachshund family transcription factor 1. The record is from RefSeq and is a predicted model, not a curated record. The transcript is spliced from 11 exons. Bases 291 to 2390 code for a protein of 699 amino acids. Lineage: Eukaryota; Metazoa; Chordata; Mammalia; Rodentia; Cricetidae.
GCCCGCGAUCCCAGCCCCGGGAGAGGACUCGCAUUUCUACUUGCGGGACACUUUUGUGCGUUUCUCUCUCGAGCGCCUCUCGCGCUCGCCCCUCCUGCGCUCGCUCUUUCUUACCCUCACCUCAUUUUCUCCCCUUCUCUCUCUCUUUCUCCAGCCCGGGUUCCUUCCUAGAGUGGUUCUUGUCGCUGCCCCCCUCGAUCCUUGUCCCUCUCUCCCCCUUCCCCUCUGGGGGGUGUGUGGCAACUUUUCCCCCUCGCUUCUCCUCCUUCUGUUUCCCCUUAUAUGUGACCAUGGCAGUGCCGGCGGCUUUGAUCCCUCCGACCCAGCUGGUCCCCCCUCAACCCCCGAUCUCCACUUCUGCUUCCUCCUCUGGCACCACCACCUCCACCUCCUCGGCGACGUCGUCUCCGACUCCGUCCCUCGGACCCCCGGCGUCUUCUGGGCCAACUCUGUUCCGGCCAGAGCCCAUCGCCUCUUCUGGUUCUUCUUCGGCGGCGACCACAGUCACCUCUCCUGGUAGCGGCGGCGGCGGCAGCGGAGGCGGCGGUGGCAGCGGCGGCAACGGAGGCGGCGGCGGCGGCGGGAGCAACUGCAACCCCAGCCUGGCGGCCGGGAGCGGCGGCGGCAGCAUUAGCGCUGGCGGCGGCGGCGCCUCCAGCACCCCCAUCACCGCAAGCACCGGCAGCAGCAGCAGCAGUAGCAGCAGCAGCAGCAGCAGCAGCAGCAGUAGCAGCAGUAGCAGUAGCAGUAGCAGCAGCUGCGGCCCCCUCCCCGGGAAACCUGUGUACUCAACCCCAUCCCCAGUGGAAAACACCCCCCAGAAUAAUGAGUGCAAAAUGGUGGAUCUGAGGGGGGCCAAAGUGGCUUCCUUCACGGUGGAGGGCUGCGAGCUCAUCUGCUUGCCCCAGGCUUUCGACCUGUUUCUGAAGCACUUGGUGGGGGGCUUGCACACCGUCUACACCAAACUGAAGCGGUUGGAGAUCACACCGGUGGUGUGCAAUGUGGAACAGGUUCGCAUCCUGAGGGGACUGGGGGCCAUCCAGCCCGGAGUGAACCGCUGCAAACUCAUCUCCAGGAAGGACUUCGAGACCCUCUACAAUGACUGCACCAAUGCCAGUUCCAGACCUGGAAGGCCUCCUAAGAGGACUCAAAGUGUCACCUCCCCAGAGAACUCGCAUAUCAUGCCACAUUCUGUCCCUGGCCUCAUGUCUCCUGGAAUAAUUCCACCAACAGGUUUGACUGCAGCUGCUGCAGCUGCUGCAGCUGCUACCAAUGCAGCUAUUGCUGAAGCAAUGAAGGUGAAAAAAAUCAAAUUAGAAGCCAUGAGCAACUAUCAUGCCAGUAACAACCAACAUGGAGCAGAUUCUGAAAACGGGGAUAUGAAUUCAGGUGUCGGACUGGAGCUUCCUUUUAUGAUGAUGCCCCAUCCUCUAAUCCCUGUAAGCCUACCUCCAGCAUCUGUCACCAUGGCGAUGAGCCAGAUGAACCACCUUAGCACCAUUGCAAAUAUGGCAGCAGCGGCACAAGUUCAAAGUCCUCCGUCUAGGGUGGAGACAUCAGUUAUUAAGGAACGUGUUCCUGAUAGUCCCUCACCUGCCCCUUCCCUUGAGGAGGGCCGAAGACCUGGCAGCCACCCAUCAUCGCACCGCAGCAGCAGCGUGUCCAGCUCCCCUGCACGGACCGAGAGUUCUUCCGACAGAAUCCCUGUGCAUCAGAAUGGAUUGUCCAUGAAUCAGAUGCUGAUGGGUUUAUCACCAAAUGUGCUUCCUGGGCCAAAGGAGGGAGAUUUGGCUGGUCAUGACAUGGGGCAUGAGUCAAAAAGAAUUCACAUUGAAAAAGAUGAGACCCCGCUUUCUACACCAACCGCAAGAGACAGCAUCGACAAACUUUCUCUAACCGGGCAUGGGCAACCACUACCUCCAGGCUUCCCGUCUCCCUUCUUGUUUCCCGAUGGCCUAUCUUCCAUAGAGACCCUUCUCACUAACAUACAGGGCCUUUUGAAAGUUGCCAUAGAUAAUGCCAGAGCUCAAGAAAAACAGGUCCAACUGGAAAAAACAGAACUGAAGAUGGAUUUUUUGAGGGAAAGAGAGCUAAGAGAGACACUGGAGAAGCAGUUGGCCAUGGAACAAAAAAACAGAGCCAUCGUCCAAAAGAGGCUAAAGAAGGAAAAGAAAGCAAAGAGAAAACUGCAGGAAGCUCUGGAAUUUGAGACCAAACGCCGUGAGCAAGCAGAGCAGACACUGAAACAAGCAGCUUCCGCAGACAGUCUCAGGGUGUUAAAUGACUCCCUGACCCCAGAGAUAGAAGCUGACCGCAGCGGCGGAAGAACAGACGCUGAAAGGACAAUACAAGAUGGAAGACUGUAUUUGAAAACUACCGUCAUGUACUGAAUCUUUCCUGUUGAAAAAAUCCAUCCUUUCAUAGAGAACUCUGGAGUCAGACAUUCAUCGCUGGAAAGUUCAGGAAAACAACAAAAAUGUCCAUAUAAAGGAACUUCUUCUAUUUUGUGUGUUAGUGCUCUUUAACAUUUAAGUAUUCCACAAAAGCAGAAAAAAUUUCCGCCAUUGCUUUUCCACCUGUGGCUCAUACCGGAAACUGAGAAUGUUUAUAAAUGUACACAUCUCAACCUUCCUACAGUCAAUAACUCAGCUGUGCUGCUGGACACGUGUAGACAGAGAUAACGAUGGGUCUUAAGAACACCUAGCUUUCCUUUGUUUUCCUUUUGUUCUUAAUGGAAUGAACCAUUUCUCCUCUUCUGAAAAUUCUGUAACUGAGCGCAUCAACAGACUGUUGCAGUGUUCACCCAGACUUAUAGACCUGUGUCUCACAGAAACCAGCAAGAAUAUACGGGAUGAACCUGUAAGGGGCAUCGAGGAUGCUGUUGGGGAAUGAGAGAAGUGAAAGUAUUCUGUUACGUUUGAUUUUAAACUCUGUAAUUGUGGAUUUUCUCCUGAAGACUUUUUUCAUAUACUUUCUGAAAGACCAACAAAUGUGUGUUAACAACUCAAUGGAAUUACAUUUUGCAUAUCUGAAACAGAAGCAUUGAAUAUAAGCCAAAAGGUUUCCCUGAUGGUCUCUUUUUCUUAAAGAUAAAAAAAAAUAUAAAUAUAUAUAUAUAUAUAAAUAUAACAUGUUUUCAUUCCAAACUAGUAGUGGUAUAUAGGAUUACAAAUAAUAACAUUGCUUCUUACUCAAAUUGUUGGUCACAUGUACAGUAUAUAAACAUAAAACUCACAGGAAGGUAUUAUGUAUGCAGUAGUACACUAGCGUUUAGGCAAUGAAAAUUUUAGAAAAUAUGUUUUGUCACCCUGUGGGUCAGAAAGAUGUCUUUCUGGUUUUAACGCAUGCAGGCAUGUAAAUAUUUGUCUGGAGUCACAGUAUUAAUGAGUGAGAUCUUAUGAAUCUGGUGACAUCAGAACUCUGUGUCAGUCACUUUUAUUUGUAUAUUGAUCCCUAGUGAGUGCCCCAAACUGCACUACAGAGGAGGAAUUGUGACUGACCAGUAAAUCAAAACACCAGAGAUAUUUUUAUAUGUUAAUGUCAUAAUAUGUUAAUGUUGCUGAAAAACAAAACUUAACAAGCCCUUGGUGUAUUGGUCCAAUACCACGUAGCCCCGAGUGAUGAAGUUAAACUGUGCCGUGCUUCCCGCCCUGUUCAGAGGGAAGGGUGGCUAUGUGUUAUUUUUACUGUCUUUUUGAAAGUUACAGUAUGUGUUUUCAUAUUUGUGCAUAUAACUGGAAGUAAAGCUGCAAACAGUGCUAUUACACACUGACGUUCCCUUUGUUUUUACACACUAGGAGUGACACUUUUAAAGACUUAGGUGAAUCAGUGCAGUUGCUGUCCACUUUAUGAUUUUCUCUGCCAUCCUAAAAUUUUAUAUAAUAACAUUUUUAUUCCCAUAAAGCAACAAAGUAAUAAGUCUAAGAAAGCUAGUUUCAAUGUGUAAAGAUAGUUCUGAUUGGGUAAUCAUUAUUUGGAUAAGAAAAAAAUUUCCCAUUAUGGAUACUGUGUCACUAAGCUCCUGUACUUUUUAGGUCUUCCUUGCAGUUCUGAAACAUAACUAAUUCUUGGCUAUAACUUGCUAUUAACUGGUUAAGUCCAUUUUUAAUACAACAAAGGGUUAUAUGUACAGUUCUUUCUUUUAGCUUGCUUUAAAAAGGAGUGAUACUUUAAUUUAAAAUGUUGUUAGUAACUGCUUUCUAGAAACUUGGUUUGCUGAGCAUAAUUCUUCCAUGAUCAUGUUUUGUUGUUUGAGGAAAAGAGAGUCUUUUCCUACUUACAGGUAUAUUUUGUUUGUUUUUUCUUACAUACAGUCUUUCAAAAGUUACAACACUUAAAAUUGGAUGGACUUGUGUCAAGAUUUGGAGUCAUACAUUAGCAGACCUUUUUUUUUUUAAGCCUACAAUUUACAUAGGCAGCAGAGUUGGUCACUGCUCUGCUCCUGGUGUAGAGUCACCUGUUAAGUGGGGUUCAUCAUUGUGAAAUGCAUACGUGAAAGACCUCUGAGAAUGCUUUAGUGUUUGGUUCAACAAAAAGAAAAUAUUAGAACUGAAGAAAAAUGCUGUCUGCUGUAUGUUGCGACUCUUAUUAACCUGUUGUAAAUAAUACAAUUCACACAAUGUUAUUGUAAGUUUGUAACUUAAUUUUCCCCUUUUUAGUUAAACAGGUUUGUUUAGAAACUUGUGUUUUGGUGUAAGCAAGUAAAAUUGUGUCCAUUUUAUGGUCUCCAUGCCUUUGUAAUCUUACAAAUAUUAAUGUCUAGUUGUUCUAUAUUAUAACCAUAUUUGCGCUCUAUGCAAGCCCUUGGAACAGAACAUACUCAUCUUCAUGUAGGACCUAUGAAAAUUGUCUAUUUUUAUCUAUAUAUUUAAAGUUUUCUAAAAAUGAUAAAAGGUUAUUACGAAUUUUGUUGUACAAAAUCUGUACAAAAAUCUGUUUUUACAUCAUAAUGCAAGAAUUGGAAAUUUUUCUAUGGUAGCCUAGUUAUUUGAGCCUGGUUUCAAUGUGAGAACCACGUUUACCGUUAUUGUAUUUAAUUUUCUUUUUCUUUUCAACAAUCUCCUAAUAAAAAUGUCUGAAAUCGC